GGGACAGUUCCUCUGUGGCCACACCUUGGAGGGGGCGGUGCCCCCGUGAUGACACCCUGGAGAGGACUCUUCGCCCUUGGUGACACCUCGGAGAGGACGGUGACACACCAGAGGUCACAGUGCCAGCUCUGUCCCCACCUCAGGGCUAUUCCCCUGCCCCAACCCCAACCUCACCCGCGGGGUUUGGGACAGGAGCGUGGAAAUUCCCAAACCUGUCCGUGCCCGAGCGGGACAAGGUGGCGUUGGUGGCAGGGAAUGAGGAAGCGGGGCCAGCCGCACUCCCGGUGCCACCGUCCUGCCCCGCCACCGCCGCGCCGCCGGGGCUCAGCGCCGGGGCCCGGAGCUCCGCGGCACCGCGGCCGUCCGGGAGGGAAGGGGUUAUGGCCACGGCCGCCGACAGCUCCAUCCUCCCCGCCGCGGCUCCCUCCCCGACCGCCUGAACGUGCCUCCCACCGGCUGGAGCAGCUCGAGGCACGGCCGGGCCCUCGACACCUCCGGGGACGCGGCAGGGACCCCUCCCCGGGGAGCAGCCCCCGUUCGGCUCCUCGGGCUCGGUCCAGCCGGUUCGUCCCGCUCGGCCGGCAAACAACCUGCUCCUGCUGGGUCUCCCCCCUCUGAUGCGCCGCUGCCGCCGAGCCCCGGCCUAACCCCGCGCCGAGACCCUCCCUCAGCUGCCCCAUUUGGGGUCCCCCCCACCCUAAAGCCACCAUGCCAGCUCCGCAGGGACCCCAGGACGUGCGGGACCUCACCUUCAGCCCGUGGGAUUACGGAGUCUUCGCGCUGAUGCUGCUGAUCUCCACGGCCAUCGGGCUCUUCCACGGGCUGGCUAAGGGUGGCCAGAAAACCUCGGAGGAUUUUUUCACGGGUGGCCGGAGGAUGUCGGCGCUGCCCGUGGGGUUGUCGCUGUCCGCCAGCUUCAUGUCGGCCAUCCAGGUGCUGGGGGUGCCGGCCGAGGCGUUCCGCUACGGAGCCAAAUUCCUCUGGAUGUGCCUGGCGCAGCUCAUCAACAGCGCGCUGACCGCGCAGCUCUUCCUGCCCGUCUUCUACCGCCUGGGGCUCACCAGCACCUACGAGUACCUGGAGCGGCGCUUCAGCCGGAGCGUGCGGCUGUGCGGGACCGUGCAGUACGUGGUGGCCACGAUGCUCUACACCGGCAUCGUCAUCUACGCGCCCGCCCUGAUCCUAAACCAAGUCACCGGGCUGGAUAUUUGGGCAUCGCUGCUGUCCACGGGGGUCAUCUGCACCUUCUACACCACCAUCGGCGGGAUGAAGGCUGUCAUCUGGACCGACGUGUUCCAGGUGUUUGUGAUGCUCGCGGGUUUUGUCGCCAUCGCCAUCCGGGGGGCGCUGCUGGUCGGGGGUCCCGCCGAGGUGCUGAGCAUCGCCAGCAACGGCUCCAGGCUCAACUUCGCCGAUUUCAGCCCGGACCCGCGGAGCCGCUACACCGUGUGGACCUUCGUGCUGGGCGGGACGCUGCUCUGGCUCUCCAUGUACGGCGUCAACCAGGCGCAGGUGCAGCGCUACGUGGCCUGCAGGAGCGAGAGGGAGGCCAAGAUGGCGCUGCUGGUCAAUCAGGCCGGCCUCUUCUGCAUCGUGGCCAGCGCCGUGGCCUGCGGGCUCGUCAUGUUCGCGCUCUACGGCCACUGUGACCCCCUGCUGGCCGGGGCCAUCGCCGCCCCCGACCAGUACAUGCCCUACCUGGUCCUGGACAUCUUCGGCAGCACCCCGGGGGUGCCGGGGCUGUUCCUGGCCUGCGCCUACAGCGGCACGCUCAGCACGGCCUCCACGUCCAUCAACGCCAUGGCCGCUGUCACCGUGGAGGACCUGGUGCGGCCGCGGCUGCCGGCGCUGUCCCCCAGGGCGCUGACGCUGAUCUCCAAGGGGCUCUCUCUCACCUUCGGCACCUCCUGCAUCACUGUGGCCGCUCUGUCCUCGCUGUUGGGGGGGGGUGUCCUGCAGGGCUCCUUCACGGUGAUGGGGGUGAUCAGCGGGCCCCUGCUGGGCGCCUUCGUGCUGGGGAUGUUCCUGCCCCGCUGCGGCAGCGCCGCGGUGCUGGGGGGCCUGGCCGUGGGCCUGGCGCUGUCGCUGUGGGUGGCAGUGGGUGCCACCCUGUACCCGCCCAGCGCAGCCACCAUGGGGGUGCUGCCCACCUGGGGGACGCUGUGCCAGCCCCGCAACGCCACCAGCGCCACCAACGCCACCAGCGCCACCAGCGGCCCCGCCCUGCCCGCGCCACCCCCGGAGCCGCUGCGCCCGGCCAUCCUGGGUGACUUCUACUCCCUGUCCUACCUGUACUACGGCGCCUUGGGGACACUGGGGACCGUGGGGACAGGGGCCCUGCUCAGCCUGCUGCCAGGGCCAGCCCGGCAGAGCCGCUGUCCCCAGGGUGUGCUGUGGUGGGACAUCGUCAGGGCCGCGCCCUCGGCGGUCCCCAAGGGUGACAGCGGCCCCGGGGACGAGCCCCUGGACAAGGCCACGGUGACCCGGCCGCUGCUGGAGAGGGGAGGGGAGGGGACAGCCCCGUGUGACCCCCCCAAGGGUGGCACUGUCACCGAGAGCGACGUGUAGGGGACAGCGGGGUGGGGACAUGGGGACAGCAGGGUGGGGACAUAGGGACAGCAGGGUGGGGGACAUGGGGACAACGGGGUGGGGACACAGGGAUAGCAGGGUGGGGGACAUGGGAACAGCAGGGUGGGGACACGGUGGUGGCCCCAAUAAAGGAGCUGCUGAUCCUGG
Messenger RNA from Haemorhous mexicanus (house finch), 2736 nucleotides. RefSeq names its product solute carrier family 5 member 5 (gene SLC5A5). The coding region runs from base 709 to 2568 and encodes 619 amino acids. The transcript has 15 exons. The record is from RefSeq and is a predicted model, not a curated record. Gene Ontology annotation, biological process: iodide transmembrane transport; sodium ion transport. Gene Ontology annotation, cellular component: membrane. Gene Ontology annotation, molecular function: symporter activity. Lineage: Eukaryota; Metazoa; Chordata; Aves; Passeriformes; Fringillidae.